This is a messenger RNA of Pectinophora gossypiella (pink bollworm), 4066 nucleotides long. RefSeq lists its product as uncharacterized. Bases 1 to 2484 code for a protein of 827 amino acids. The record is from RefSeq and is a predicted model, not a curated record. Gene Ontology annotation, cellular component: membrane. The transcript has 18 exons. Gene Ontology annotation, biological process: transmembrane transport. NCBI's taxonomy places the organism in Eukaryota, Metazoa, Arthropoda, Insecta, Lepidoptera, Gelechiidae.
AUGGAGGGCUGUAAAAAUUACAGUCAGAGCAGCAUAGAUCUCUACCGCAGGGCGCUGGUGGAGUCCAGCAUAGAGUUGGAAGAGAGGAGCCGGAGUAUGCCAUUGGCUGACCGCGGAGACAACUGCGGAUAUGGAUACAAGGGGCGAAGUCUUCCACAUACAUUCCCCUACACACUGGAAUCUACGGUCGGUAAUGAGAUGGCUAUGAAAAGAUUUGUGACGACGCAAAUAAAAAAAGGCAUUAUCAAAAGACCUGCAACCUCCUGCUUGGGGCGGAUGAGACCAUGGUUGGACAACUGCAGAUAUACCUGCACAAGAUUCUUUCGGUGCAUGGUGUAUGUCGUUCAGAGAGCUAUUCUGUUCGGCUUCUGGUCUUGGAUCUGCAUCUCCCUCAUCAAUCUGUUCAAGACUGCAGAAAUUUCCUUCGUGAAGAGACAUGCUGUCAUCCCGAGGAGUAUCCGAAUGCCUGACUUGGCGUAUCACCUAAUCCAAGUGGACGCUGAGGAGCUGACCAUAAAACUCAAGUUGUACGGCCCGUUCAUACCUUAUCUGCAGCAGAAUAGGGAGUACAAUGACGUGAUGAUGGCUGGAGACCACAAGCAGUAUGUCUUCCAUUGUUACCUGGAGAGGUGGAUCUACCAACCUUCUUUGCUGAACCCAAACUUGUACAAACUGCUCAAGCAAGACACCGUUUAUGUUGACUACGCGAAAACAGCGGUUGCCAAGAUAAUGAUGACGAAUGAUAGCGGGACCACGCACAAAGAACCCUUAGACUAUAACAACUACCCCAGGAAUGCCAGGUUGGCUUUGCCAACAACGACGUAUGAAGGCAUAACUGGGAACGCAACGGCGUCAAUAUUCUACGCCCUUGGUUUUGGAGUGGACACUACACAGGAAGCGUCAGUUCCGUUUAGUAUGGAAUACAAAAUCGACCCGAUCAACAUGAGAACCAGGGUUCUGAUCGGCAUGAUUCCCCUGCUGGUGUUCUGCGCCCUGCUUAUUUUACAAGUAAACCGUGGCGUGGCCGCUUAUAUAGCUAUGUGUACUGCGUUGGCUGGUUUCGUCAAAACUGGAGAGGAAAUUCUGGUGAGCGAGACAGGACAGUGGCUGAAUACAGAUAUCGUGUUGUACGUUUUUGCCGCCAUGAUGCUCGUUUCCAUCUUAUCUGAAACCAGGCUCUACUCUUGCAUCGGAUAUCAUUUUUUAAGGCUGACCAACCGUGAUGUGAGCAUGACCCUCAUUCUGUUGAACCUACUUACCGGUUUCUUCUCAAUAUUCUUCAAUAACAUGUUCAUUGCGAUAUUAAUGGCGCCUCUGGCAAUCAGGAUGAUGGAGUUCCUAGACCGAAAUCCGUACCCUGUGCUCAUCAACCUGAUGAUGAUUUGCAACAUAUGUGGGAAGGCGUACGUUGGAACGUUUAUCGUGAGGGAAAUCCUGCAACACAUCGAGGCCAUAAACACUGGUAUAACUUUGAAGAGGAUCAUGAACGUGUGCAUGGUACCUUCGCUUAUCGUCGCGGGCGCAACCGGCGUGGUUUGGUUCCUCAUCUAUUCCUUCCUCAAACCACAUGAAUACAGGAAGAGGAUUGAUAUAGCAGACUUGGAACACCAGUUGAUACUGUGGAAGAGAAUGUACAAUGAGAUCCCAAACGUGAGUUACAAUUGGCAUGUGAUCCGCAAGAAGAUUCAAGAUAAACGGACAGCAUUGAAGGCGGAACUUGUGAGGCUCAAGGCGCUGCCUACCCCGGACUACAUGGAGAUGAAGACUGAUGCUUACUUCAGGGAGCUGUACUAUGACGCCCGUGUCUACAACUGGUUUCUGGUGGUGAAGGUGGCUGUGGCGGCGAUCGGGUUCAUGGGACUGGUGAUCAUUUACAUUUACAAUGUGUACAUCGAACAAUUCCAUGGGAAAGGUGACAUAAAGCUGGGGUACAUUGGUCUUUACGCGGUGCUACUUCUGUUCCUCCUUCUCCAUUCGAGGGACUUCGGCCUCCUCCUCAAGAGGAUGGACUGGCAGGCCAUUGUGAUAUUCGUGGCAUUCGGCAUUAUUAUUGCGGUUUUUAUACGCCUGACCGGCCAUAUGGACGACUUUUUGUGGAAGAUGUACGGUACAUACGACCAUACUGUGAUGUCGCGAAAAAGAAAAAUACACAUGAUAUUCGCUCAGAUGCUCUCUUACACCUCCAUAUCUGGCGUUUGCAACGAGCACGUGGUAUCCAUGUUUUUCCUCGACACGAUUCUGCAGUUUUCCAUCUUUCGAGGAUUGAACGCCAUCGGAGAAUUGCUGGGUGGAUUCAUCAUGGCUACUGGAUUUUGGGGUAAUGCAACGAUUCUGGGCACGGGAGCCAGUAUCCUGAUAGCAGGUGUGUCGGAUGACCAGGGUUAUUCUAUAAAGUUCAUCAACCACAUGUGGUACGGCAUACCCGUAGCUAUCAUGAAUGUUCUCCUUCUCUAUGUCUAUGUUGGGUUCACUUAUUUAAUUUAAUUUCCGGUACACAUCAUCUAAGUUUAUUAAAAGUUAUACCUGUCAUUUUCUUAUAAGUACACCGAAAAGGAAAGGGACGGGUAAUCGACAGGCAUAAAAUUGAACACACGUCAGUUUUAGGUAGACUUUAAAACAACCCUCCCAUAUAACAACUUUAUAACUAAGAAAAUUUAAAUCAUUUUUAAAAGGUCGUUGUUCAAUCGGGAAAGUUGUCGAACUGGGAAAUGGGCAAAUUGGGAAAAUGGUCGAAUAGGGAAAUAGGUGAACUGGGAAAGUGGUCGAAUUGGGAAAUAGGUGAACUGGGAAAGUGAUCGUAUUGGGAAACUUGGCGAAUUGGGAAAUUUAUCCAAUUGAACCGGAAGGUUAUAUUUAUUUUUAUAUAUUGGCCAAUAACCCGACAAAUUAAGUUGACAGCACACGUGAAACGGAUUGCAUUAGAGCGAGAUACUUAUUUUAUUCGCCUGGUUACGCAUUCAUUUUCAAAAUUAACAGUUGUCAAUCAUCCGUCCCUUUCCUUUUCGGCAGAAAGUGAUGGGUAUAACUUAAAAUAAAUUUAAGUGUCUGCAGGAAUCAACAUAUGUUCAUGAGUAUGUUCCAAUGAGGGUUUUUCCAGGCCAUGUUCCCCAAAAAAAAAAAGAAAACGCUGUUGAGAUUUGACGUGAUACCUAUUUUCUCAUUACUCGGCAAAGACCUUUUGUUACUCGGGUACAGUCAUGAGCAAUAUAAUGUACCCACUUUAGGACCCUGUCGCACUAACAUAUUUGACAUUUAGUGAGACUUAAGUACAGUUCAAUUUGUCAAUAAAGUUAAUGUGACAUGGUACCAAAGUGUAUACAUAUUAGUGCUCGUGACCGUACAUAGUUAAUCAAAAAUACAAUGCAAUAUAAAAAUAAUUGUUGCUUGAUGUUUUGAUCACGUCAUCAUGUAUAGAAUUAUGUUGCUACCUAUAUUGCUUCUCUUUAUUUUGAUCAGAAUAAUACUGGAUGGAACAUUUUAUACCCGAAAACAAAGAUAAAAGAUGCAUAUGUCCGUUAUCCAUGAAAUUAAAAGUUUAAAUGAAGAAAAAACUUCAUAACGCCAUCUAUCGUGUUUUUGGGGAACGCCGAUUGGAAAGUCCUUCAUCACGUGCAUACACAUAUAAACUCACGCCUAUUUCCCACCGGAGUAAGCAGAGACUAUGGAAUUCAAUUAGCUUCGAUCCUGACACACUUCUCUUGCUUCCUCCACAUUCAUCAACUAAUAAUUAAUUAAUUUAAGUUUAAGUAUUUUAAGUUCAAAUAUAUUUAGGUAAGUAUACUUAGGUAGAAAUAAGCAAAGGUUCAAUCAUCAAACCUAUUUUUUUUAACUGUAGCUAGUAAGCAGUAACUUUGAAACAACUUUAAAAGGUGACCUACUUAUAAAAAUGUUUUUUUUCUUUUUUUAUUAUUUUUGUGUACUUACAAAUUAAGAAUAAUUUUGUUAAUUGUCUAGAACAGCUGAGAGGCUCAAUUCGAUGAUAAAUAUAAUUUUCUGUAAUUUUCUAUUCGUAAGGAAUAAGUAGGUACUUAUAUAAAAAUAACUAAGACGCUGUUUUUUUUUUUGU